Messenger RNA from Pseudovirgaria hyperparasitica, 2231 nucleotides. RefSeq lists its product as uncharacterized. The transcript is spliced from 4 exons. The coding region runs from base 165 to 1904 and encodes 579 amino acids. Gene Ontology annotation, cellular component: mitochondrion. Lineage: Eukaryota; Fungi; Ascomycota; Dothideomycetes; Acrospermales; Acrospermaceae. The record is from RefSeq and is a predicted model, not a curated record.
GUCUGUUAUCUCAUUCUCAGACAUAAUUAGGGAGUCAACCAAAUCGCACGUCACCUCCUUAUGUACGGAUAACAGACUAGAACGUCAAGGACAUGGACUCAGUCACUUGGCCCAUAUUAUAGUUGCCUCCACAGUUCCGAACAUUUGGCCUGACUCAGGACUCCAUGUCUACAAAGAAUCUUGCAACAUCUUGGGCCAGAUUUCGUUCCACACCUGGACGCAUCGCUAGAUAUGUGCUUAAUGCAAGAGCAUUAAGUACUGAGAGCCCUUGCGCUUCCCGGACGAUCUCGCAGUCCCCAACUCUGGGUCUACAAAAUGGUAGAGACCUCUUCAACUACACCAGGGGCCGUUUCAUAACUGACGAGCAGUUUGAGCUGUCUCAACGAUGUGUUGAUUUCAAUGUAGACGCAUUAGCUCGAUGCGCAGCUGAAACUGUGGGAGCAGAGUCUUGCAUCAGCAUCGAGAAAUAUCCGGACGGCAUGUAUAAUAAAAGCAUGCUUCUCACCAUGGAUAACGGCUCUCAAGUGGUUGCGAAAAUUCCCAAUCCAAAUGCUGGCAUACCUCAUCUAACCACUGCAAGUGAAGUUGCUACCAUGGAGUUUAUUCGGGAGAAACUUGGCACCCCUGUUCCUAAGGUAUUAGCUUGGAGCUCGCGGGCUCAGAGCAACCCAAUCGGUGCUGAGUAUAUCAUUAUGGAAAAGGCCAGCGGUGUCGAGUUAGAACAAAUUUGGCCAUCUUUGGAUAUCAAGGAGCGUUUUGCCGUUGUUAAAGCUGUCGCAGGCUACCAGAAAUCCUGGAAUUCGAUUUCCUUUAAGAAAUUUGGCGGGUUGUACUAUAAAAAGGACCUUGAUAGUGACACUGGGAAUGAUGCACUAUACGUCGAUGCAGAUGGUCAUGACAUUGUUGAUACCAAAUACGCCAUUGGCCCAUCGCCCGGGCGCGAAUGGAUUGAUAAUGGGCGAGUCAACAUCAAACUUGACAGAGGUCCAUGGAAGACACUGACUGAAUUCCACUCAGCUAUUGGCAAGCGCGAGAUAACUUGCAUCAAUCAACUGCCUCACCUCCCGAAGUCCCCCGUUACCCUCUAUGGUCCAGGCAUCUAUAUCCCCACUCGCGAAAGAAAACUUGAAGCUUUGCACUGCUACAUGACCUUACUUGAUGCGAUAGUACCAUCUAAUUCGGCUAUUUCAUCGGCGCAUUUAUGGCACGAAGACCUGCACGUUGCCAAUAUCUUUGUCAAUCCGUCUAACCCCGCAGAGGUCGUCAGUAUUAUAGACUGGCAAUCAACUGAGAUAUCUCCGCUAUACUUCCUGGCCCGUCAGCCUCACCUUAUUGACCACGCUGGAACCCCGGUCACCGGGAUAGAGCGACCGCAGUAUCCUGCAGACUUCCACAGCAUGGAUCCGGAAGCUAAAAAAGCCGCAGAGACCCGGUACUUUCAGCGAUCGCUCUGUGCGUUAUACAAUUUCUGGGUUUAUAAGGCCAAUCCGAAGCUCCAUGCUGCGUUCGAAUUCCAGCGUACCCCAGAGUUCUCCCUGCUUCUGCUGGCACGCAACAUCAUCAUCGACGGGGAAGCCACAUAUCUUGCACAAGUACUCGAGUUAGAGAAGCUAUGGGACACACUUCCUGGCGCAAAAAAUAAGAGUUUUCCAUUAAACUUCUCCACCCAGCACCGGGCACGCAUUGCUGCUGAGUUGGAAGGCGCAGAAGAAGGAAUGAACUUGAUGAGUUCAAUCCGAGAUUCUAUCGGUGAACUAUUUCCUGAACAGGGUAUUGUCAGGCAUGACCAAUAUGAUGAAACUCUCGACGCUCUGGCACAGAUGAAAACACAGAUCAUCGAGCAAUUUGCUAAAAAUGAGCAGGAGAAAGAAGAAUGGGAAAGGCUUUGGCCUUUUGGACAGUGACACAUUGCGCUCUAAGUGGUUCACGUCUCGUCUAUCGAGCCUUCCCGAAUGACGGGGCAUCAAUGCGGUAUGUAAGAUUGCUUAAUCUUUUCUAUGUGGUUGGUCCAAAGGCUUAUAUGCCUGUAGUGUGGUCAAAACCCCGUUACGGAGUAUCCGCAGUGGUCAAGUGAAAAUCAAAGUCGAAUAUCUCAAGUUAGCCAAUAUGUAAAUUGUAAUUGUAGUAGUAGAUAUCCGCUCAUUCCUAAUGUCGCAUGCAUGGCGCUCAGAUAUUGGCUGGGCUUACGAUGCUCGACGUCGUUCGCCUCAACCUCAUAAAAUCGUAUUAGU